AUGGUGGACUCGGAAAAAAAUGCGAAGCCUAAUAGCAGUACUAAUGAUCGAAACAUUGAUACGAUGGAACUGGAUUAUGAACUUCGAAAUGUUGAAGAAGAAAUGCAAAUGGAAAAAAUGCGACAAGCGACUUUUAAAUAUUCUUGGGAAAAUUUUGGACAAUUUGUACGAAAGAAUAUGAUGAAAAUGAAAUCAAAAAUAUGUGUUAAGGAAAGACGAAUGGUAAUUGAUGCAGAUGAUCGUGAAGAUUUGCUUAAAGCCAUUUCAAAUUUGCGUGAUCAUUUACCAGCAGAAAGUGGACGUGAUAUUGCUUCACAGUUACGUAGUCUUGCCGAUAAUUUUGGCGCUGAAUUUCUCGUGCAACCCGGUUCUUUUAAAUUAAAAAGUAUCGAUGUCAUUAUGGAUAUAUCAGUGGAUAAUAUGAUAGUUACACAUUGUAUGAUAUCUUGGUAUGGUGAUAGAUUUUCUGAUGCAAGUUUUUUGCGAAAUCUUAUGAAUAAAGGUAAUUGGGCUGCUAUACGCGACAUUUUGUCGUUUAUGACUCGUCUUAUUCCAUCAAAUCUUGCAAGGGAUGAGAAGAGUUUCUGUUUGAGAUCACUUGAAAUCGCAGAAAAUGAUCUAUUAACUGCUUCGUCUAAUUCUUUUCCAAUGGUAAAAAAGGUUAAUGAAAAUCCGUUUGGAUAUUGCAAACCUCGAACUGAAUCAGUCCCAUUCACUAUUCAUUUCUUCAUUAAUCCAGCACAUUUAUUCGAUCGCAAUACGCUUACCUUUAUAAAUUGUGAAGAAAAUGUUCUGAAAAAAAAAGCUGCAUCCGCUCAUCUUUAUGUAACCGAGUUGCCAUUCCAUACUCAUUCAUUAUUUUCUGAUGUAUCCCUUUUCCAAGGGGAAUGGCGUUCAGUGUCUUCAGGGCGCAAAUUACCUGCGGCAUUUUGUCUUAAGUUUUUGCGGCCUAUCGUUUUUUCCUCUACUGCACUGAAAAUACUUUCGUCUGUAGCCGCUGAUGAACUCAAAGUUGAAGGAAAUCUUAAUAUUUAUAAAUAUCUCAUGAAUAUAGAUAACAAUGAAAACGAUGAGCAAAAAAUAUUAGUGAAUUUUCCGGAUAGUCCAAUAAUUCGUUUUACCAUUGACAAAUCUAUGCUUCAAUCUAACAGUGAUGGAAUACUUCGUGAGAUUUCGUUCAAACAUCCUCGAGAUGUUUCGUUAAUCGUAGAAACUGCUCGCCUUCAAUUAAUUCAUAAUGCACUUUUCGAAAGCUUAUUACAUUCGCCUAUUCGCAAUGUUUCAUCGUCGUUCUCAAAUCUCGAUGUGAAAAUAUAUUCUGCUAAUGUUUCAAGUUUUGAUCUUACUUUUAGUAUCAAAAAAAACCUUUAUAUAGCUCGAGUUAAUUCGGCGACAACCAGUUUAAAUGUAAUACUAGAGAAUGUGUUGAACGGUUUCAUUUCACCUGAAUCUCCGCAAAUAUCCAUUGUACUUAACAAGUGUUGGUCGUUAGCUAUUAUGGUGCGUACCAUUGUUCGAUUAAUCGAUGCAAAUUCAAUAAUGCUUUCAACUGAAAAUUUUUCCUCAGUAAUGGCUGAUGUAGCUGAUGAUAGUGUUAAAAUUUCUAACUGUUGGUUGCCUGUCUCACGCACAAAAUAUAUUACUGACUCGGAUACAGAACCAUUUUAUAAAGUUAUCGAAAGUGGGGAGAAGCCUCCAACUUUAUUGGCCUUAUUGAAAGAACUGGAUGAGAUUGAUGAGUUAAUCGCUCCUCUACACCAUAAUGUUAAUUCACAGGUGUGCAUGGCGCCACCACGGCACGAUAUGCUCAUUCCCCGCACAAAUCGUAUGCAUUCUGAAAAUACAAUGACAAUCAACGCACUUUCUGAUUUGGAUGCUAUCUGCGAUAUGGCGAAGAACAUCGAUGACGGUGAAUCAAACGUUUCAGAACAUAGCGGUAGGUCGUCUAUCGUUGAACGAUAUUCUCCUUCAGCUGUUGAGGCACAACGUUUACGUCCACAAAUGCCUCCACAGUCGCCAUCUCCAGCAACUGAUCGUUAUCGUAGUGGUCAGAUAAGCGGUGUUCCACAAGUAUCACCGUUAGACAUCCCGCGUUCCAGAAUAGUUCAGUCAGCCCAGUCAACAAAUGCAACUGAUGUAUUUGAAUUUGAUGAUAAUCCUCGCAUAUCUUCAUCUGCUACUUUUUCCACAUCAUCUCAAUUCCAUUUUUCUGGUGGUCCACAAGCGCCUUAUCUCUUUCCUAGCAUACAUACUUCGCGAGGGUCAUUAAAUGCUCCAGCAGCGAAACGUCGUGGUCGUGCAAGGAAAGCUGGGAAUAUUGGUGACCGGGUUAGCGAACAACAUGCGGGUCAGGUGGUUGACCCGAUUACAGGAAUGGUUAGUGGCGUGAUGAAUGUUCCAAUAAGAAAACCAAGGGGUUCUUCGACUACUAGGCGUCCAAGAAGGCCACGUAAAGCUGCUCAGUUGGUUGGCGUUCCAUCUCAUCCGCAUCAAUUUGGUAUGGAAAGACCAAUUUUACAACGAUCUUAUUCAGAAAUGUUAUGUGGUGAAGGCCAAUUGAAAUUUAUAAAAAAAAUUUAUUCGACUGCUGCCUCGCCUGCUCCUUUGACUAUUAGUAAUAUUGAACCGAUGUCUGAAAUAGAUGUAAUCGAAGAAUCAUCUGAUGAGGAAACAGAUCCACCACCACCAGUUAAAGCAGUUACGAUACCAAAUGUUCCAUUGUCUACAGCUUCUGUGUCAUCAACACCAUCUACUUCAUUGGCUAACACUACAUCUACGCCAUCGUCAUUGGCACCCAAAAUGGCGCAUCUUUCUUCUGUAUCGGUGGCAUCAACUAACGUAUUAUUUUCAAGCUCAGCAUUACUAUCUUCAUUAUCAUCAGAAGCUUCUGAACCGAAAGUACAGACAAGUUCCACAUUUCCAACGGCUCUUGCCAGCAAUAAUUCUUCUGUUUCUGUUGCCAGUAAACAUGAUACUGCAACUGCAAAAUCAAGAAAAGGUAGUUUAGAAGCCGUUGUUGGUAAGCUACAGUCGAAAUCAGCAUCUGUUGUAUCCGCAGCUAAUCCGUAUACUGCUUCUGAUAUUUAUGAUGAUGAAUCGGAACCGUCUUCUAAAGUUUUCGAGGUUACAUUUUGCAAAAUGUUUUAUGUAGCUCUUUCAACUUCAUCAAAACGUGAGAAACCUCCAACACCUUUGACUUGUUUAUCAUCUGGUGCACGAGCAUCACCAAAUACGAAAACAGCAUCGAAUGCACCAACUGACCAACCUGCAUCUGAUUUAAAAAUAAUGAUUAAGAUAAAACCACAAAAAUCGCCUCGCUCGCAUUCACCUCUUCAACAUUCAUCAAACGUUUCGCCCAACAGAAAAAAGUCAAAAGUUGCAAUUUCUAAACAUAUUUUCACUGAAUUUAGGCCAGUUGCACGUUUAACUGGUCAGCCACCAUCAUCAUCAGCGAGGUAUAAGGAUGAAAAGGCUCUAUUAAAGCAAAAACAAUUAUGGGAGAAAACGAGAGCAAUGCAAGAAGAACGUAACCGAAAAGCUUUGAAAAGGGAGCGAAAACUUGACAUCGCAAAAAGUAGCAAGAAACCGAAAUUAGAUCGAACCGUGGAACAAAGGCCAUCGUCAUCUUUGCCAUCGCGCGCAAUAUUACCGCAAUCUCUUGUAUCAAAUAGUCUUAGAAAUUUUAAAAUUCCCAAGGUUUUACAAUCUAUGGACAAUGAUAAGUGUGAUCAGUCAACAACAGUGAAUAUGACGACAGCAUCAGCCCCCUCGAUGACAACAGCUGCUUCAUCAAGUAGCAGUUAUUCUGCCCCUCAAGGAACUGGUCAUUCUAGUUAUUCUGGAAAUGCCCAUUCCGUUUCAUCAUCAGGAAAUAAUCCAACCUCAUCAUCGAUAUUUCCUCCGAAACCAGUCAAAUCAAUUCUUAAAUCAUCUUCAUCGGAUAUGCCAAUGUUUCGAUCAUCACUUGGUAUGCCACCGAUGAUGAGCGGCCGUCGACCGCUCUUACCAGACCCACGAAUGAUGAUGCAUUAUCCAUCUAGGUCUAUGGCUUUGCCACCUCGUAUGUUACCACCGUCAAUGAGCGGUUCUGUCUUAUCAUCUUCUGGACGUUGGAUGGCCUUAGCGCCUCAGAGGCAGCCUUCUCCCAAAAGUCCUCUAGAGCAAGCUGUAACCCAGUCAAUAAAGAGUCCCGAAAGUAUCCCGUAUUCACGAACACUUGAUAGUCCAUCUGAGGCAUUGAAAAUAGUUGCAGAUGACGAUUAA
Messenger RNA from Dracunculus medinensis (Guinea worm), 4263 nucleotides. Lineage: Eukaryota; Metazoa; Nematoda; Chromadorea; Rhabditida; Dracunculidae. The record is from the annotation of a GenBank genome assembly.